UAGAUGUCUGAGUUAUCUCGACUUUAUUAAUCUAUAUAUUUCAAAAGAAAGAAGAAGAUGACCUUAACUAUGUAGUAUCAGUAAAUAUAUAAAUCUACUACUCUUCUCAGUUCAACAAUACACAAGAAAUGGCUCGUCUUGGUAUGAUCCAUGUCCUCUGCUUAAUCAUUUUCACCCUCACAAACACAUCACACUCUCUAAACGAAAAGCCUCAAGCAUUUCUACAACCUAUUCGUAAAGACAUCGCCACAAAUCUCUACUACUCUCCCUUAUCCCUAGGCGUCGACGCCCAUAACAUCAAUCUCGCCAUCGACCUCGGUGGCUCCGCGCCACUGUUGCUAUCCUGCGCCGCCGCCGCCAAAUCCCGUUCCUACCACCCUAUCAAAUGCGGCUCCUCUAGAUGCAUACAAGCCAAACCGGACCCUCUGUCCUGUCCCACCACAAAUACCUCCAAGAAAGCCACGUGUCACAAAUCUUUCUCCACUUCCUUCACUGAGAAACCCCUCAAAGCCCGUCUCCUCCGAGACACCGUGUCUUUGCUUUACACCGACAACGGGUUUACGUAUAUGGGAGGUGGGAUCGAUAUGACCAUGACUAUAGCUUGCACCGACGUUAACGUUGACCCCUUAGUUAAACCGUUCCCGUCCAUUGUUGUUGGGACGUUGGGUCUCGCUAGGACCCCUACGGCGCUUCCUUCACAGAUCGUUUCUUUAUACAAACUGCACUCAAAGGUGGCUCUAUGCUUGCCUUCACCAAACUCUGGAGAAUCUUCUGGAACUGGUUCUCUUUUCAUCGGUGGUGGUCCUUAUUUCAUGGCACUUUACCCUGAAGAUAUCUCUAAGAUAUUUGCUUCCACACCUCUGCUUCCUAGUGACCAGUCCCGUGGCGAGUACUUCAUCGAUGUGAACUCUAUUCAAAUUAGUGGUAAGAUCGUUCCGUUUUUAAAGAAAACCACGAAGAUCUGCACGUUGGCUCCUUAUACGGUCUUGCAUGGUUCUAUCUACAAAGCUCUGGUCUCAGCCUUCCCCGAAAAAGCCAAGAUGAUGACUAAAGUUCCGGCAGUGAAGCCAUUUGGUUCGUGUUUCAGCUCCAAAGGACUCGGGAGGUGGAUGAUGGGAAGCCGUGUCCCUGUGAUCGAGUUGGUGCUGCGUGGUGGUGCAAAGUGGAAGAUUUACGGGUCCAAUUCGCUUGUGAAGGUGAGUAAAGAUGUGGUUUGCUUAGGAUUUGUGGACGGAGGAAUGAACCUGCCGAUGGGGAUGAUAAUUGGAGGUUAUCAGAUGGAAGAUCAUUUUGUGGAGUUUGAUUUGGAAGCUUCUAAGUUCUCUUUCACUUCUUCUCUUUUGCUUAUUAACUCUUCUUGCUCACAGUCAAGACACUUCUGAUUCGAGACUUGUUCUUCUUUUGUUUGGUUUGUACUAUUUGCAGAUCUGCAAGUUUAUCUUUUACUUUUGAAAUAUUCCAGCUUUUUGGUUAUGACUUGAUUAAAAU
Molecule: messenger RNA, 1488 nt
Organism: Eruca vesicaria subsp. sativa (arugula)
Lineage: Eukaryota; Viridiplantae; Streptophyta; Magnoliopsida; Brassicales; Brassicaceae
Source: the annotation of a GenBank genome assembly